Closterium sp. NIES-65 is the source of this 1053-nucleotide messenger RNA. Lineage: Eukaryota; Viridiplantae; Streptophyta; Zygnematophyceae; Desmidiales; Closteriaceae. The record is from the annotation of a GenBank genome assembly.
AUGGCGCGUUCUCCUCUAGCUUCCUCACUUGUGGCGGUGCUGCUUGUAACCGCGCUAUUCGCAUCAAGCGCACAGUCUAGACUCGUCUCCAACGGACUGCUCGGGAACCGCAUCCCGAACCGACCAGCUCAAGUCACCAGCACCAUCACUAGUACCGUGUCCGACCUAAAAACCGCGCUGCAAGCGCAAGUCAGUUCAUUGGAAGGGGCGCUGACGCAAUCGCUCAACAAGCUUGCAACCGCGUUGAACGACAACGCAUCCGCGGCGACAUUGGCACUUCAAGCGCAGAUAUCCGCCCUCCAGAGCAGCAUAGACUCUCUCAACGCACGCAUUGCGAACCUCGACCUUAUUCUAUACCUUAGAAUCACGCGACCCGGCGGCGUUGCUCCCCAGACGACUCCUGUCGCACUCCAGUCGCGCAUCUCGUCGCUAAAAGGCAGCAUCCUCGCUCUCAACAAGCGCGCUACAUCGCUCACCACAGACCUGGCUAGCAUCCUCCCCAACCUCCGCGCAUUGCUGAGUCAGCGAGUGGCGGCGCUCACUGAGUGGGUGGGUGCACUGAAUCUGGACGUGUCGGCGCUCGCUGCGCAGGUGGACGCGCUGAUCGCCCCGCUGAGUGACGCCCUUGGCGUGGCGGACCUCGUGGCUCUGCUGCCGCACCCAGCAGGCAUGCUGCGUGGCGUGCUCACCUCGUGCGAGGGCCUUCUCCCGGUGGGAGCAGCCAACAUCCAGAUCACCAAAAUGGGCUCGGCGUACGCAGUGGCAUACCAGCUGGUGGCGACAGGCAUGGCGGAGGCACCGCAGGCGGCGGCCAUCUACAUCGGUAACAGCACGUGCGGCCAGGCAGCCCCACCCGUGGCGCUGCAGCUGCCCGGCACGUGGCAGCUGCUGAGCUCCGUGUCGUGGUCGCUGGCCAAUGUGCUCACUGUCGCGCCGGCGGACCUGGCGCCCGUGCUCAGCGCCAUCCAGGCGGGCAUCAAUGGGCAGCUCUACAUUGGCUUCGCGGGCACCAGCAGCAGCUUGUCGGGAAAACUCAUUGGUGGCAGGUUCUGA